Molecule: messenger RNA, 552 nt
Organism: Kogia breviceps (pygmy sperm whale)
Lineage: Eukaryota; Metazoa; Chordata; Mammalia; Artiodactyla; Physeteridae
Gene: TMEM275
Product: transmembrane protein 275
Source: RefSeq, a predicted model, not a curated record
AUGUCAGAUAAUGAUGAGGUACAGAAGGGGCCCACGCCGCCCCCGGAGAAGAGCCAGGGCCCCCCGGCCCGGGCGCCCGCGGGCCGUGCUUAAGGCCGGCUGCCCGGGCUGUUCUGCACCUUCGGCCUGUGCGUGCUGCUGGCGGGCGUGAACGUGACGCUGGUGGGGGCCUUCGCCUCCUUCGUCCCGGGGCACAACGCGCCGCUCAUCGUGGGGCCGGCGCUGCUCGUGCUGGUGCUCGGCUUCUUCGCGGCCUGCUCCGUGUGUAGCCUCCGCCGCGGGCCCGCGCCCCGUUCGCGCUCGACGGCGGCCGCGGGUCCCUGCCAGGGCGGGGGCGGCGGGCGGGUGGCGCUGGAGAUGGAGAGCAGCGAGCGCACGGCGCAGGACACCACGGCCGUGCAGCUCAGCCCCGCCGCCUCGGCCGCGUCGUCCGGCCGCUGAAGCCCCAGCCCCGGCCCCUUCGCCCUGGACGCUCCCGCGCCCGCAGCCGUCUACACGCCGCGCACCGACGGGGUCCGGCUCGACCUGCCCCGGGAGCGCGUCUCCCCCUAG